AUGCAGUGCUUCAACACAAUUUUCAGACUCUUCACAGAUAUGGAUGAGGACAAUGAAAUCGGACUUCCACAGAAAGGUAUCAACCAAAUUAUCAAAGAAGUUGUUCCUGAAAUGCGAAUCGCCAACGAGUCGAGAGAUAUGAUCAAUGCUUGCUGCGUUGAGUUCGUGAAGCAUAUUGCGAGAGAAGCACAACGAAUUGCGAGCCAGGAUCAGAGAAAAACAAUAUAUCACGAACAUGUUCAGAAGGCACUGCAGAAUUUAGGAUUCACACCAGAUUAUCUCGAGGCCGCCGACAGUGUUCUCGAUGCCUGCAAGGUUGAAGCCGAGAAGAAGCUGCGAAGGAAGAACUCUCGUCUUGAAAAAUGUGGUAUUCCAGAGGAAAAAUUGUACGAAAUGCAACAAGAAUUAAUUCAGAAGGCACGCCAACAAGAAAUUGAGCAGCAGCUUGCUCACCAACAAGCACAAGCCGCGGCGGUAGCAGCCGCAAACGCACAAAUGUUUGGAGGACCAUCAGAGGGCUCUUUGGCUCCAACCGACGAUGACUACGACAACUAGAUUGUUUUUCUUCGCUUUUUUUUUCUACGGGUUCUCAUUUUAUUUCUUCAUUUGUGUAUUUACCUUGAUUCAUCAUCGAUAAUUUCUAAAUCUCUUUUUAAAAUUGUUGUACUAUAUUCCACCAUUUCCUAUUUUCCCCGUGAAUUUUUUUACUGACCCGCUCCAUAUUUCAAUGGCACGUCAUUUAGGGCACGAUUAGUUGGCGUUUUCCCCAGUUGUUCUCGGCUUCUCAGAUCAGUCCUGUUUUUGCCUUGCCAGUUGUCGAGGUGCGAAAAUUUUAAGCGCAAAUGUCAGAUUCUGAAAUAGCAUUUGAGAAGCUGAAAAUCUCUGGGGAGAAAGAAGGUGAGCCAUUCCCUUUUUCAUUAUCGUUUGAGUACUAUAAAUUAUUCACA
Messenger RNA from Caenorhabditis elegans, 947 nucleotides. It is a transcript of the gene dro-1, whose product is annotated as Protein Dr1. Lineage: Eukaryota; Metazoa; Nematoda; Chromadorea; Rhabditida; Rhabditidae. The transcript is spliced from 2 exons. Gene Ontology annotation, cellular component: nucleus; negative cofactor 2 complex. Gene Ontology annotation, molecular function: general transcription initiation factor activity; protein heterodimerization activity. Bases 1 to 555 code for a protein of 184 amino acids. Gene Ontology annotation, biological process: negative regulation of transcription by RNA polymerase II. The record is from RefSeq and is marked reviewed.